Molecule: messenger RNA, 638 nt
Organism: Scylla paramamosain (green mud crab)
Lineage: Eukaryota; Metazoa; Arthropoda; Malacostraca; Decapoda; Portunidae
Exons: 3
Coding region: 190-501 (103 amino acids)
Source: RefSeq, a predicted model, not a curated record
CCCCUUCCCUCGCCUAUUUGCCAUCAUGGCGGAUGUGCGUCACAACUCCACUGGCACCCGCAGCCUCCUGGCCAGGCUGGCGGGACGACAAUUCAUGUGAGCAAGAAAAGCAGCCGUGCAUUGAAGGGAUAGCAGCAGGCCAGUGACAUCUGCUCUGUGUAGAUAUACAGGUAUUGAUUCGUGAGGGCGAUGCUGCGAGUGUUGACGGUGAUGGUGGUGGCGGCGGCGAGCGGGAUGCUGGCGGUGAUGGUGGUGGACGCCAAGCCUACCAAGGGCCCGCACUUCGACUCUUCCAUCAAGGACUUCGACAACGAGCGGACGUGUUGGACGGGCGAGGUGUGCAAGAUGGAGUUCCAGUCGGAAUUCCGGUGUCGGUGUCCCCACUGGUCCUGGUGCCGCAGCCCGGGCCGCUACUACCACGCCUACUGCUCCAUGUCCGCCCUGGGCUACAUUUGGGUGCAGCAAGGAGGGCCGCUACCCGAGGACGCCCUGUAUGAGUAGUAAGGGCUUGCGUCUCCCAGCUGACUGACUAAUAAAUAUGCUGCAUGGACUGUGUUCCUCAAGCAUCGUUGUCAUGUACAUAGUUUGCUCUCGCAUAUCAAGUUGUUACAUUAAGAAUUAAACAUCUUGUAAUCUCU